AUGGGGAAGAUGGGACCGCCGCCGGCCGACCGCGAGAACAGCGCGGAGCUCGCGCACGCCGCGGACCACGCGGGGGAGGAUGGAAGCGCGGGCGCCGGCAGGGGCAGCGGUAGGGACGCGGAAAUGGCGACGGGGGGAACUUCAGAGGAUUCUCUUACCAGGGGUGCGGAGCUGCGCGUGUUGGAGUUCUACAGCGGUAUCGGCGGUCUGCAUUACGGGCUGCAGUGUCCCGGCGUGGUGCCGGCGCACGUGACGGCGCGCGUGGUGGCGGCGUUCGAUAUCAACGAGGUCGCCAACGACGUGUACGAGCGCAACUUCCGCCACCGCCCCAAGCAGGGCAACGUGCAGACCAUGUCAGCAGCAGCACUGGACGCGUGGCGAGCACACGCGUGGCUCAUGUCUCCGCCCUGCCAGCCGUACACACGGCAAGGGCUGCGGCGCGACUGUGAGGAUGGGAGGGCGACGUCGUUCCUGGCCAUGCUGCAGCGCCUGCCCGCCAUGCACCACCCGCCGCUCUUCAUCCUCGUUGAAAACGUCGUUGGCUUCGAGUCAUCGCGCACGCGGCAUGAGCUGGUGCGCGUGCUAGCGGGCACGGGCUUCACGUCGCUGCACGAGUUCCUUCUCACGCCCACCGACCUCGCUCUGCCCUACUCGCGACCACGAUACUUCUGCCUUGCCAAGCGCACCACCCCUUUGGCGGCCGCCCUCUGCCACUCGCUGCCCGGCCGCCCCUCCUCCCCGUGCACUGCUGCACCUGUGCCCGAUGCAGGCACCAGUCGGUCCGAGGAGAUCCCAGGUGGAGGUGCGAGCGGUGCAGUGGGGCAGGAGGCAGGGGGGGAGACGGGGGGAGUGGCAGAAGAGGAGGAGGCAGGGGGAGAGGAGGUGAGGAGCGAUGGUGUGGGAGCAGCGAGAGUGCUGGGAUGGCGUGACCUGCUCUGGCUGUGCCAGGACGUUGCGCGAGGGGAAUGGAGAGAGCAGCGGGCAGCAGUGCAGGCUGGUUGCAGUGACGACAGUGGCAGCAGCAGUGGGGAUGGUGCGGGGCGCGCCUCUGAGAGUGGUCUGAAGCCGCGGUGCAUUGGUGAUUUCCUUGACAUGCACCCUGACGCUGCUGCUGGCAGUGAUGCUGACGCCACUGAAUCUGAUGACAGCAGUGCUUCUGAUGGCGAUGGUGCGGGCAUGGCGAGUGCGUGCGAGGCAGAGGUGCCAUCAGCGCAGCCCAGUGCGUCUCCAUGGGCGCCCUACUGUGUGCCGCAUGAUGUGCGCCAGCGAUGGGGGGAGUGCUUUGACAUAGUGACAGCAGCGGCGGUGCGGUGCAACUGUUUCACCAAGAGCUACACCAAGUACGCCAAGGGCACUGGCUCCGUGCUGCUCACUCAGGGAGCGGAGCUGGCAACGCGGGUGCCAGCAGCAGCAGUGGCGGCAUCAGAGGGCGCAUGUGAAGGUGGCAAUGAUCCCACCUGCCAGGCCCUGAGAGAGCACCCGUGCACGGCAGAGGAGCAGCCGUGUGUGCGCUUCAAUGGCAUCCCCCUCACGCACCUCCCCCUGCGCUACUUCACACCAAGAGAGGUGGCCAACCUCCACAGUUUCCCACGCACCUUCACCUUCCCGCCCCACGUCACCAUGAAGCAAAGGUAUGCACUUCUGGGCAACAGUGUGAGCGUUGCUGUUGUUGCGCAUCUGCUGCGGCAUCUCUUCACCAUGCUUUGA
Molecule: messenger RNA, 1707 nt
Organism: Closterium sp. NIES-65
Lineage: Eukaryota; Viridiplantae; Streptophyta; Zygnematophyceae; Desmidiales; Closteriaceae
Source: the annotation of a GenBank genome assembly